GUAAAUUACAUUUUAUCCUCUAAACUAUUACUCUUGUUUUACCCUCUCUCUCCUAGAGGACAGAAAAUGGUGGUCACAGCCUGCGCUCAAUCUCCUCCAGCAGUUAUGUCAAAUUAUGAUCGGAAAAGUGAACUAAAAGCUUUUGAUGAUUCAAAAGCUGGUGUAAAGGGACUUGUAGAUGCCGGGGUGGCGACAAUCCCACGUAUAUUUCUCGGCCAUGACCAAAUUAAGCAUGAUGUGAAGUUGCAUUCUUCAGGAGACUCCCAGCAGUAUGGUAUUCCAGUUAUAGACGUCACAGGCAUCCAUGAAGAUCCCGGGCGACGUGCUUAUAUCGCCGACAAAGUCCGGAAUGCUUGCGAAAAAUGGGGUUUUUUCCAGUUAAUCAAUCACGGAGUUCCGGCGAGUGUAAUGAAUGGAAUGAUAGAUGGGGUUCGACGGUUUCACGAGCAAGACACUGAGGUGAAGAAACAGUUCUAUUCCCGAGAUGUCACGAGAAGGUUUACAUACAACAGUAAUUUUGAUCUGUAUCAAGCACCAGCAGCUAGUUGGAGGGAUACAUUUUAUUGUGUUAUGGCUCCUCAUCGACCUGAUCGUGAAGAACUUCCCGCGGUGUGCAGGUAUGUGUUAGGAUUCUAACAUUAGUAUGUUCCUAGUACAGUGGUUUCUCAUGCCACAACUGAUAAAUGUUUUUUUUUUAAUCUCAAUAUUAUUGUGCAAUACCCAUUUAAUUUUCCAACAGUUCCUUGGUGUGAUGCUUAAAGAUUUCUUCAAAAGGGAUGGAAAACUAUG
This is a messenger RNA of Ilex paraguariensis (yerba mate), 789 nucleotides long. Lineage: Eukaryota; Viridiplantae; Streptophyta; Magnoliopsida; Aquifoliales; Aquifoliaceae. The record is from the annotation of a GenBank genome assembly.